AUGUUGGUGUUUGAAGGGGCUGCAGAGGUGAGGCUGGAGGAUGGCGGCAGGCGUUGUGCUGGGAGAGUGGAGGUGAAACACCAGGGCGAGUGGGGCACCAUUUGUGAUGACUCCUGGGACAUGAACGAUGCUGCAGUGGUUUGUAAGCAGCUGGGCUGUGGGUCUGCUGUUGAAGCUCCUCGGUAUGGACACUUUGGGGCAGGAUCCGGCCCCAUUUGGAUGGAUGAGGUUGACUGUAAUGGCACCGAGCCCACCUUGUCUGACUGCAUGCACAGUGGAUGGGGUCAACACGACUGUGAUCACAUUGAGGAUGCUGGAGUGAAAUGUUCAGGAUUUGUCCAGCUGGUCGGAGGGGACAGCCCUUGCUCAGGACGUGUGGAGAUCCGAGAUGAGGACCAGUGGAAAACUGUCUGUGACUCAGACUUUGGUCCCAAAGCUGCCGAUGUGGUCUGCCAGGAUCUGCAGUGCGGCACAGCCCUUCCCUUCUCCAAGGCAGCUCACUUUGGAGAAGGGGGUUCAGGCUGGUGA
This is a messenger RNA of Phaethon lepturus (White-tailed tropicbird), 528 nucleotides long. Its product is annotated as scavenger receptor cysteine-rich type 1 protein M130-like. The coding region runs from base 1 to 528 and encodes 175 amino acids. The transcript is spliced from 3 exons. Gene Ontology annotation, cellular component: membrane. NCBI's taxonomy places the organism in Eukaryota, Metazoa, Chordata, Aves, Phaethontiformes, Phaethontidae. The record is from RefSeq and is a predicted model, not a curated record.